UGUCGGAACUUAACAGUGUGACAUUCAGCGGAAGUACACAAGCGCUAGCAGGGCUUUUAUAUAUGUCAAUGGGCUAGUGAUUCAUCAUUUAUAAUAAGCAAAAAUGUCUUCAGUUGAGUAUUUGAGAGAGUUUGUCAUCGAGCGACUAACUGCUGCUGCUGAAGAAAUAUUCGGAGUUUUCGAAAAAACUAUCGUUGAGUACGAGGAAGAGAUCGACCGUCAGCGCAGACUGUUGGAUGUCGUUUGGAAACCUGAAAUAAAGUUACAGAGGAUAGAGCUCCCACAGCAACAUGUCUCUAAGGAGGAGGAGGAGGAGGAGGAGGUUCCCGCUGAGCAGCAGCUCUGUAUUCAGGAGAUGAACUCCAGUCUGGACCGAGAGGAGCCAGAGCCUCCACAGAUUAAAGAGGAACAGGAGGAACUCUGCACCAGUCAGGAGGAAGAGCAGCUUGAACUGAAGCAGGAGACUGAUGCCUUUAUGUUGACUCCUACUUAUGAGGAAAGUGAGCACAGUGAACCAGAACCAAACACUGACCACCAGCUCCUCUCUCACACCUCUCAUGUAGCUGAGAGCCAAGAUCACAAAGGGGGUGAGCAUGGAGACUCUGGAUCAACUAUAAGUGCAGAACACAGUAACAGUGUAAACACCUGUAACUUGUCAACGAUUCACUGUAACACUCACACAAGUACAAGGGCUUUCAAAUGUGACACAUGUGGGAAAGCUUUUAAAUAUAAGUCCGAUUUUCAAAGACACCGGAUGAUACACACAGAUAAGAAGCCCUAUUCAUGCAACACCUGUGGGAAAACAUUUAUCCGGGCAUCAUCCUUGAAUGCUCAUGUGCGAAUUCAUACAGGUGAGAAGCCAUAUUCUUGCAAUGUGUGUGGCAAAAGAUUUAGUCAGACAUCAACAUUGAACACUCAUAAAAGAAUCCAUACUGGUGAGAAGGCAUAUUCAUGCAACACGUGUGGGAAAAGAUUCGGUCACAUAUCAAUAUUGAAUACUCAUAAAAGAAUCCAUACAGGUGAGAAGCCCUAUCCGUGCAACACCUGUGGGAAAAGAUUCAGUCGGACAUCAACAUUGAACACUCACUUAAUAGUCCAUACAGGUGAGAAGCCAUAUUCAUGCAACACGUGUGGGAAAAGAUUCAGUCGGACGAAACUAUUGAACUCUCAUUUAAGAGUCCAUACCGGUGAGAAACCAUAUUCUUGCAAAAUGUGCGGGGAAAGAUUCAGUUGGACAUCACAGUUGAAGAGACAUAUAGUAACCCAUACGGGUGAGAAGCCAUAACCGCAACACCCGUAGGAAAAUAUUGUAAGCAAUGUUUGAAUUGGAAAGGCAUGAAAGAGUGCAUAGACAAAUUGCCUUCUUUCUGAACCCGAAUGAGGAACCACAUGAAUGCAGCACUUGUGCGCAAGACGUGUGGGAAAAGAUUUAGUUUGAAGUCACCAUUGAAGGCCCAUAUAACAGUCCAUGUAGAUGAGGAGCCAUGAAGGCAACACCUGUGGGAAAAUAGUAUUUGGAGUGUGUGAAUAAGUAGUAGUUUUCUAUUUGUACCGACACAAGUGAGUGACCACGUGAAUGCAGCACUUGAAAGUUUUUUUCUCAAAUCUCCUACCCGACACAACAAUCCAUAAACAGGACAAACCAUCAACCCCUCUGGACGAGCAUUCAUCCACUUACUGUAAAUGAAUACACUUUUGUAAUAUCAAGAUUUCUGUUAUUGUAUAUAAAGCAUUUCUUAUAAAGAAGAGGGCACCAUAUCUUAUUGUAAUGAGGUAGUGCAUAAACAGUGUCACGUUUUGUUAAAUUAGCCUGCUUUUUCCCCUUCAUGUUACUGUAUCACUCAUAU
Messenger RNA from Sander lucioperca (pikeperch), 1847 nucleotides. Its product is annotated as zinc finger protein OZF-like. The transcript has 2 exons. The record is from RefSeq and is a predicted model, not a curated record. Bases 104 to 1285 code for a protein of 393 amino acids. Gene Ontology annotation, biological process: regulation of transcription by RNA polymerase II. NCBI's taxonomy places the organism in Eukaryota, Metazoa, Chordata, Actinopteri, Perciformes, Percidae. Gene Ontology annotation, cellular component: nucleus. Gene Ontology annotation, molecular function: RNA polymerase II cis-regulatory region sequence-specific DNA binding; DNA-binding transcription activator activity, RNA polymerase II-specific.